AUGGCUCGCCCGGCGGAGCGCGCUUGGCUGGCCGCCUUCCUGCGCGAUUGGCCCGGCCCGCUGGGCCCCGCCGAGCCCCCGCCGCCUUGGAGCGCUUCCACCGGGCCGCUCCGGGAGGACGAAGCGGCGGCCGAGCUGGCCGAGCGGGCUCGCGGCUUCCUGGGCAGGAGGGAUGCACCCCCUCUUCUCGCCGCCUCCUUAAUUCACGCCGCAGUCCUCGGGACUCUGCAAAGUGACCUCAGUGAUUUUAAAAAACAGAAGACAGAACAGGGUGACACUGGCGAUGGCGGAAGCUGGUUGGAAGCUGCCCCUUUGCAGUGCCGCUUCUUUAACAAACUCUUGGAUAUUUGCGGCGAGUGGCAGAAAGAGCUUCCGCCCUUGAAGCCAGCUAAGCGCUACCUUCAGAUUUCGAUCCACGCCACUCGCAACACUCGACGGAAGAUGGAAGAUAGGCACGUUUCCCUUCCGGAGUUUAACCAGCUCUUUGGCCUGGAGGACGGCGUCGAUCGGGCCUACUUUGCUGUCUACGAUGGGCACGGAGGGAUCGAGGCCGCCAAUUAUGCCGCCACCCAUUUGCACGUCAACCUGGCCCAUCACAAGAAGCUCCUGGACAGCCCAGCAGAAGCCCUGAGAGAUUCCUUCCAGAAGACGGACGAGAUGUUCCUCUCAAGAGCCAGGAGGGAGAAGCUGCGGAGUGGCACGACGGGUGUGUCUUGUUUCCUUGUGGACGAGAAACUACAUAUAGCCUGGCUGGGGGACUCGCAAGUGAUGCUGGUCCAACAAGGAAAAGUUAUAACUCUGAUGGAACCUCACAAACCAGAACGAGAGGACGAGCGACAACGCAUAGAAGAUUUAGGGGGUUGCAUAACAUACAUGGACUGUUGGCGUGUUAAUGGCACUCUGGCUGUUUCCAGAGCUAUUGGGGAUCUCUUGCAAAAGCCUUACGUCUCCGGCUGCGCGGAUGGUGCAUCCUUUGAGCUGACGGGGACGGAAGAUUACGUCCUCCUUGCCUGCGAUGGGUUCUUCGAUGCCAUCCAGCCGGUCGAGGUGGUGGACCACGUCUUGGAGCACUUAACGCGAAACCACGGAGAUGGCCUUCAGACGGCGGAGAAGCUGGUGGCCGCGGCCAAAGAAAGCGGCUCCACCGACAACAUCACCGUCCUGGUGCUGUUCCUCCGUGAGCCCAAGGACAUCGUCGCCGACUGUCUCAGAGACCCCAAACCCUGCCCGGUGGAGGAUGGCAAACAGGGCUCCCCGUUCAGCUUCUUCAGCUCCGGCACCAACCACUGA
Messenger RNA from Protobothrops mucrosquamatus (brown spotted pit viper), 1290 nucleotides. RefSeq names its product protein phosphatase, Mg2+/Mn2+ dependent 1F (gene PPM1F). Gene Ontology annotation, cellular component: cytosol. The coding region runs from base 1 to 1290 and encodes 429 amino acids. The transcript is spliced from 7 exons. Gene Ontology annotation, molecular function: protein serine/threonine phosphatase activity; cation binding. The record is from RefSeq and is a predicted model, not a curated record. Lineage: Eukaryota; Metazoa; Chordata; Lepidosauria; Squamata; Viperidae. Gene Ontology annotation, biological process: protein dephosphorylation; negative regulation of protein kinase activity.